CUGAGCACAGCAGGGAUUCUAGAGUUCUGGAAGUAAUGCAGGAGGGAAAGGAAGAGGAAAGACAGCCUGAGAGGGAGGAAGUGAGUGAUGCAAAGUGCAAGAAUGUGAAGCAACCAAGAUGGACGUGCCUUUCGCAGGGCAGGCACUGGCCCUGCAUUUACAUCAGGUUUUUCAUGCAUAUGCCAGCACUGCCUUGGGGACCAAAGAGGAGCAGCAGCCUGCCUAAGCCUCUUCCUUAGGCCUCGCCCACGUUUCUGCACAAGUCCCCCGGCCGCAGCCUGCGGCAGGAAGGCUCCAGCGCCCGUAGGUGGCGCCCCACGUCCGUGCUUGCGCUCCUCGCUGGCGCAGAGGGUGCCGCUCACUCUGAAACCCGGUGACUCUCCCCAGGUCGUUAGAGCUCAGAGCCGGCGUUUUAAUAAAUAAGCUUGGUGCCAAAGCGCUCCGAGCACCCCAAGGUUCAGAGGAGCAGACUCGUAAACCCAGGCGGGGUGCGCUUUUUCAUUCUUGCAAAACCUGACAAUUCUAAAACUGGAGAUACUGGAGCCUCAGCCUUUAAACCAUUAAAUCCCCAAGCUUUCUCGUUUCAUACGUUUGUUUCUUUUUCUUUAACUUUUUUUCUUCCUUUAAUUAUGAAAGUUGUCACGCUAUUCAAGAGUAAGACUUGGAAAGAAUUUGGAAAAGAAAAGAAAGAAUCAAAAAGAAGAGACACGGCUGGUGCUUUUGAGGGUGCCUAAUUUUCAAAAGGAUUUCGCACUGGGUGUUUGGGUCCGCUGGCGUCUUCCUCCUGAGAAGCUUCCUGGCCUUGACCAUCAGAGAGGGGUACCAAGCCCAGAGGAGGCUACUGCCGCCCCACGCGUUCUUGCGCGCCCUGUGGCGCUCGUCCCGCCCCGUCUGCGCCCGCCCCCAGCUCAGCCGCCCCCCAGCCCAGAUGCCGACGCCGGGCAGGGGCGCCAGCUGGCGGCAGCUGACCAUGCCCCGGCGCCGGGGGGCGCUGCGGGAGCCGGCUGACUGUGGCUCCUGCCUGGGGGCGGCCCUGGCCUUGCUGCUGCUACUGCUGCCCGCCUGCUAUCCCGUGCGGGCGCAGAAUGACACGGAGCCCAUCGUGCUGGAGGGCAAGUGCCUGGUGGUGUGUGAUUCAAGCCCCUCGGCGGACGGCGCGGUCACUUCCUCCCUGGGCAUCUCUGUGCGCUCUGGCAGCGCCAAGGUGGCCUUCUCCGCCACACGCAGCACCAACCACGAGCCUUCGGAGAUGAGCAACCGCACCAUGACGAUCUACUUCGACCAGGUAUUAGUAAAUAUUGGCAACCAUUUUGAUCUUGCCUCCAGUAUAUUUGUAGCACCACGAAAAGGAAUCUAUAGCUUCAGCUUCCACGUGGUCAAAGUGUAUAACAGACAAACCAUCCAGGUCAGUUUAAUGCAAAAUGGCUACCCAGUGAUCUCAGCAUUUGCGGGAGACCAGGAUGUUACCAGAGAAGCAGCCAGCAAUGGUGUCCUGCUGCUCAUGGAAAGGGAAGACAAAGUGCACCUCAAACUGGAGAGGGGCAACCUCAUGGGGGGCUGGAAAUACUCCACAUUCUCGGGCUUCUUGGUUUUUCCUUUAUAGACACAGAACCCCCUGGAUGUUGGGGAUGUUGCGAUCUGGAUGCAGGAAUCCACCCUUCAUAAUACCCUGAACUUUCCAGAAUAGAACAACCUGGUUCCAACUUCCAUCAGACUGUUGCAUUAGAAGAAUGAUUUCCUUCUAAAUUUCCGGUAUUUUCUUUGAAUAUUGACAAUUCCUCGGGAACUUGGCCUCUUACUAGUUUUAGACAACAAGGUCUUAAGGAGAAAUGAAAUUAUCGAUUUGAGCAAUUUGUACCUGUGAUUGUAAAGUCAAUAUUGGAUUUUAUUGUUGGGACCAUCAACUUAUCUUUUUUGUUUGUGCGCUGUGUCAUUAUCCCAAGGCAAGCAUGCCCAAGGCCCCAGGAGGGACGCCGGGCUGCAAUCAGGGCUCACAGCGAGACCCAAGCAAAGACCACCUGCUGGGAAGUCCCUGACAUGUGUUCUGUGUCUGUAUAGCCUUAAGAAAAAGAGUGGCUUCACUUUCAUUCUGUGUUUUUCCUCUGGGUAAAUGGGAGGACUUGGGAGGGGGAUAAGGCCGUUGUGAACCUGUCAAGAAGUGCUUUAUCCCGAGAAGCAAAUUUUGCACGUUUGGACUGCAACUUUUGUUUUAUAUUUUUUUGUGUGUUUUUUUUCCCCUCCAGAAAUUUACUUUAUUUUUCAUACUAGGCUGUUUCCCCACAGCCCCACUUUUAGUUUUCAUGCCAGGGUACUGGAGAGAAAGAUGUGUGUUGAAUUCAUGGAUGAGAUUAAACAGAACAACAUCUGUGUACUUUGCUUUGGAUGAGACCAAACCAAGCAAAAAGUAUUUGUCAAAGUAACAAUAGCAAAUGGGUAUUUCUGUUUACUCAUUUCAAGAGUCUUGGAUGCCCCUUUAGAACUUGCAACCUGGACUUUAUUUAUUUAUUUAACACUCUGGAAUCCCUUAAGAACCUGGCAUUCUUGGGUUAUAUAGGAGAUGAAGCUGAGUUGGGAAAAUUCCCUACACAAUUUUUCCACCAUGCAUUUUGCUUUAUUUGGCUCCACCUCUAAGUGAGCAGCACACAGUGAUCAAGAGUGUAAAAGAAAACAGGACCAGAGGCUCAUCCCUGGGUCUCCUUUUGAUCUACCAUAGAAAGGGAAGAGUUGAUACUCCCAGGGAGCACCUGGCAAGAAGCCACCUGGAAGUCACAGUGGUUAAAGGUAUUGGCUGAGGUGCCCAGGAAGGGUUUUACAAAUUUGUAUUAUUUUGGCACCUUGUAUAACAGUGUUAUUAAUACUCGGCUGAGAGUUGGUUGGUGUAGGUUUCCUAUGCCAAGGACAUGUCACCAAUCACAAAGCAAUCGAAGAGGAGACCUCAAACCGGAUGUUAAUUUGUCCUUUGUGUAAUAAUGUAACCAAAAUAUUGAUGAUAAAAACUAAUAAUUUAAGAUACAGAAUAAAAUGGGUUUGAUGUCUGA
This is a messenger RNA of Octodon degus (degu), 3038 nucleotides long. RefSeq names its product cerebellin 2 precursor (gene Cbln2). Gene Ontology annotation, molecular function: protein binding. The transcript has 6 exons. Bases 929 to 1603 code for a protein of 224 amino acids. Lineage: Eukaryota; Metazoa; Chordata; Mammalia; Rodentia; Octodontidae. The record is from RefSeq and is a predicted model, not a curated record.